This is a messenger RNA of Gasterosteus aculeatus aculeatus (three-spined stickleback), 6177 nucleotides long. RefSeq names its product fibronectin leucine rich transmembrane protein 1b (gene flrt1b). Gene Ontology annotation, molecular function: protein binding. The record is from RefSeq and is a predicted model, not a curated record. NCBI's taxonomy places the organism in Eukaryota, Metazoa, Chordata, Actinopteri, Perciformes, Gasterosteidae.
UCUCUGUCUCUCUCCCUCUCUCUCCAUCCCACACACACACACACACACACACACACACACACACAGACAGAGACACUCGCUCCAAACACAUUAACCCACAGCGGAGGGAGACGACAGGGUGGGAGAUAACUAGCGCACAUCGCGGAGCUCCGGGAGAGCCGAGCAUCCUUCCUCCUGGAGCCGCCGCUCGCCGGGACUUAACGGAGCCGCGUGAACACCCAUUAAGUUGAGAGGAUGAUUUGACGAGGACGGCCGGAGGGGGAGGCGAGCGGGAGAGAGGAAGAAAAAUGGAUUAAAAGAGGGUGGCGCUCACUGACACUCGGCCUGGUGUCCUGCUGAGGAGAAACAGCGGUGAAGUCUACCUUGAGGACUCUUGACAGCGGCCCAUCUCUGCUCACCUGUGGGGGAACUCACAGCGAGCCACGCGAUCCCAGCGCCGCUCGGAGCCAACUACGCACAGCGUCUGAAGAUCAUCCGUGUGAACCGAAAAGGAAACCAUUAAACAUUUAACAGAGGAGAGCGAGGCAGAAACUGAGAAGGAGAAAAAAAAAGACCUCCGAACCCGACUCUUUCAGCCCGCGCCGGUCCGAGCUGUCCGUCUCAGCCUCAAACAUACUCGUUACCACCACCGAACUGUGAAAUUGAUGUUGUACAAUUGUUCUAAUUCAACUAAUAAUCGUGAGGACUCGUGGAUCUGAGCUGUGGAAAUCCCACUUAUUCUCAGCUUGCUGCUCAUUAAUUAAAAACCACCACCUAUUAUAAGCACGUGUAGCACGGCGCUGAGCUACUUUCGCAAGACCCACUGCUUGACCGAGGAUCCAGGAUUGCUCUUGACUUCGAAGAAGGACCCUUGAGCCCUUGAACCAUCUUCUGACUGUCUGCCCAACUGUAGCAUUUGGGCGUGGGUUCAGAAUUAGGCCCCUGGAUGCCCGCUGAAGAUGACUUGAGUUGGCAGGCCUAAAAGCCCCUCACACCGAGAGAGAGAGAGAGAGAGAGAGAGAGCUUGGCAGUAGGACACACACAAACGCAACACACAAAUGCGGGUGCCGAGGCGGCCUUGAGCCAUGCUGGUGUUGCUACUUGCGCAGCCCUGGAGUACAGGCUAUCAUCAUCCCGAUCAUCAUUCACCCAAGCUGAGGAAGAUUCAACGGCCCCGAGGAGCGAGGCUCUACUUGUGAACGACUCAAAGGAGAUCAGGACGCCGCGCUGACACACAGAGAUCCACAGCCACGUCGAACAAACACACCCAUCAGCCCUCUCCACAAAGCCCGGCUACACGGAAAAAACAAAGCAGCGGCUGACGUAAAAAGGCACCGAGACUGAGCAGGAGCCGAGGACCAACAUGGCAGCUGACAGUAUCGCCGAGCUCCGCGAUUGGCUCUUCCUGCUCCUCCUGUGCCUCACCUUAUUGGCUGAGGUGCUGGAACUGGCGGCAGCGGCAAUCGCCAUGGAGACGGGCGAGGGAGAUGAGGGCAUUGUUUGUCCCUCAGUGUGCCGCUGCGAUGAGGGUUUUGUCUACUGCAACGACCGUGGCCUCAGUAUCAUUCCUCCUACCGUUAAGGCCGCCAUCCUCUACUUGCAGAGCAACCGUCUGAGUAACGCUGGCCUGCCUCCCUCGCUGGAACGCAGCACUUCCAUACGAGUGAUUUACCUGUACGCCAACCAGUUGGAUGAAUUCCCUAUACACCUCCCGCCUUCGUUACGGGAGCUCCAUCUGCAGGAUAAUAACAUACGAACGUUACCGAGAUCAGCUCUGGCCAAACUACCACUACUGGAACGUUUGCACCUGGAUGACAACUCUAUAUCCACAGUUAGCAUCCAGGAGCGAGCUUUUUCCGGGACUCCGCGGCUCCGACUACUGUUUCUGUCUCGGAACCACCUAUCGAGCAUCCCAGCGGGUCUGCCGGCCUCCUUGGAAGAGUUACGACUGGACGACAAUAGAAUCAGCACCAUCCCCACGCAUGCCUUCCGCGGGCUCUCCUCCCUGCGACGCCUGGUCCUCGAUGGGAACCUGCUGGCCAACACGCGCAUUGCAGACGACACCUUCACGCGUCUCUCCAACCUGACUGAGCUGUCGCUGGUCAGGAACGCGCUGCAGUCCCCGCCGGUUUACCUACCAUCCGCUCACCUUGUGCGACUUCACCUGCAAGACAACGGAAUGACUCACAUACCACGGGGGGCGCUGGAUGGGAUGCGGCGGCUACAGAGGCUGGACCUGUCGGGAAACAAUCUGACCACUAUCCCACGGGGACUUCUGAAGGACACAGAAAGCCUGGAGAUGCUACUGCUGCGAGGAAACCCCUGGUACUGUGGCUGCAACCUUCGCUGGCUCCACGCAUGGCUUCACACCCGUGGGGCAGCGGUGACAGUCAGGGGUCUGACCUGUCAGGGGCCCGAGUCUGUAAGGGGACAGGCCCUCAAAGAACUAACCUCCCUGAUGGAUCAGUGUGAAGGCCCUGCUGCUGGUCCCAGUACUGGAAUGGGGAUGAACCCAGCAGAAAAAGAUGGAGAUGGAGGAGGAGGUGAAGAACGUGUUGGAGGGGACCAAGCAGUGGAUUCCGUUCCCCAUGGCAGCACCACCAGCACCUCCCUGCUGGUCCCGACAAAAGGUUCCCUCUUCACCCUGCGAGCCAAGCGGCCGGGCCUUGUAAUGCCUUUGCCUCCCGGUGAGGGGGGCCACGUGUCUGGAGAGGCCCUGGAGCUGACUGUAAAGCCUCUCUCUGCGGACAGUGUACUGGUGAGCUGGCUGUGCCCACAGUCGGCACCCUCCUUCCGCUUGUCGUGGCUGAGGCUGGGUAGCAGUGCGGCUCUUGGCUCCAUAACAGAGACUCUAGUGCCUGGAGACUGGAGGCAGUACACACUCGAACACCUCAGCCCACGCUCCCAUUACCUCAUCUGUCUGCUGCCACUACGACAGGAGUCCUCCUUUGGGGGUUCCAGCAUGGGUUCAUCGCGAGUUAGUAGCACGGACACAGACAGCAAAGACUCGGCCCCGGCCUGUGCUCAGAUAGAAACUGGAGACGCUCUGGUCAGCGCAGGGGGGGAGGGUUCAGACAAAGAGGGACAGGACUCUGAACUAACAGCCCUGCCAUUGGCUGGGAUCAUAGGGGGUGCCACGGCAGUUGUAAGCCUGCUGUUAAUCUUUGGCAUUUUCUGCUGGUACGGACAGAGAACAAGUUACGUGUCCGGGGACACGGGUGCAUACAGCAGGGGCCGGGGCGGGAAACAGUACGACGACUAUGUAGAGUCGGGCACCAAGAAAGACACUUCCAUCUUAGAGAUCAGGGCCCCGCCUGCAGGGUUUCAGAUGACAGCUAUGGCCCAUCAGGCCCUGCAGCCUAAGCUGGAGGAUGUCACCUACAUUCACACCAUUUUCCCCUCUUCUUCAUCUACCGCCCAAGCUAACGGGACGUACCGGAGCAGCCACGGAGCCGGGAGCCUCAAUGGCACCAUCCUCAGCCAAACCAGCCACCAUCACGCCACUUACGGUACCAACCGUGGCUACAGAGAGGGCGGCGUCCCUGACAUUGAUUAUGUCUACACGUGAUGAUACGGCGACACACUAUCUGAGCCACGAAUGCCGGGCGCCAUUUCUAUGAUGACGACCCGUUGGCUGGUGGUCAUAUUGUCCUUGGUUUCCAAAGUACCCUCUGUGCCUCUGCUGGUUCAAUUAUGAUUGGUUUGCUAGGUAGAAAAGACUUAUUUCAGCUGUGUUGAUUGGACAUUGCUAUUGAGUUACAGACGUAACAGUCCUACUAUACUCUACUGCUGUAUAGUGCAUUAUACAGUGGGUCCUUCUUUCGGGCUUCUUGUAGUUAUAAAUGGUUACGUUAUCACUUUUGGACAUCUCAGUGUCUUUCAAACCUACUGUUCUUCUCAGCUCAUAAUAGACAGUAACUUAUUUGAGGUUGAUAUCCUAGGCUUAGCUGAUUUAGCAGGAGAUAUAUUUAUGAGAAAAAAGGCACUUGAUGUGUAUAGAGAUAGCUCUCAUAUCUUCCAACCAACUGUAAGCUCUGUGCUGUAUAGAUAAAAGAUUUGACAGAGAGAGAAAUCAAUGGUUGUUAUAGCCCACAGAUGACAAUGCAUCGUGGUUGACAUGAAAAGAUGUGUUCCUAGCCCCCUCUUUUCCUCCGGUUUACUCCCCUGCUUUCUUAAUUUUUGCCUACUUUGAGCCUCUUUUUCUUUUGGCGGAGGCUCCUUUUAUUUCUCUUGUGUCUUUUGUGGUGUCGUGAGCAGAGGACGACUUUGUUCUCGCCGAGGGAGCUGACAGCUGUGAUAAGAGUUCUGACAGAGACAGGAGACACAGACCACAGCAUGGGGAGACUAAUGAGAGGGAGAGAGAGAGCGUGUGUGGGGGGGAGGGGGGUGAUGGAUAUAUCGGUGGUUAGAAUAGAAAGUAAGACAUGGGGAGAGGGGUGUUUUUUGGGAGGAUGGAAGCCCUGAGAGAGGUGUGAUGGAUUAAGCCAGAGAGCAAUGACAGAAAAUGAAGGGAAAAGGGACGAUAAGUGAAAAAAAGGGCAUGUGACAAAGGCAGCGGCAAGAGGGGAAAAAAACAGACAAAAGGAAACGAAGAUGGGAGCCUGAGGUAAAGAAGAGGGGUGACGACUGUAAUAACGUGACAUCAUCAUCCAAGAAAUGAAAAAAAAAGUUUCAACGCCAUCGUAUCCACUGGUGCACUCAGCAGAUACCUGGCUGCACAUUUGCUACGAGGACUGACGUCUUGAGCUGCCUGUGAUCAUUACAAGUGAACCGCAUGCCUCCUGUAUCCCGUACCAUAAAAUGGACACAUUUAAAUACCAAUGUUUGUAGGACAACAUCUAGAAGAGAGUCAUGGCAAGACAAUCAAAUGAUUGUAAAGAAAGUGUAGCAAAAAAAUGAGUAGCUUGAGAAGAACGGCCGUUAAAAACCUCUCACCCGGAAUUAAGCCCAAUUUUUUUUAAGGUCUGGUCAUGUUAUUAAAUUACUUUUGCAAAUGAAAUGAGAGAAACCCAAUUAUCCAUCUUAUAAUAGUAACUCUUUAUCAUCUAGAGUCUGGUUCAAUCUUCUUAAAUGAACAUUUUCAGCAGCUAAUAUUUUUUAGGACGUUGGAACCGCUGACAAAAUAGCUGUAAAACUAGAGAUAAUAAAGUAAAAGGUGAGAAGACGAUUAGUCAGUUAAGCCCAUUCAAACAAAAUCUAUCUGCUACUAUUUAGAUAAAUAAUUCAUCAUUUUCAUCAAGUCGUUUUCUGAAAUAAAUAAAUAAAUAUGUCCUUCAGCUUCAGAUUCCCAAAUUUGAGUAUUUCAUAGUCUUAUACUUGACUGAAAAUUGGAUGAGACACAGAAUUCUUACGACAUUACCUUGGCCAGUAAACUGCUGACAAGGAAUUUCAAUUUAGAGUUGAAAUCAAAGUGAAACGAAAAAAUAAUAUUCUAAAACGCCUGAAAGUUCAAACUGAUUAAUUUGAUGCAUUCUGUGAGUAGGAAGUUCAUUGGUUUACUAGGUUGUCCAAUUUUUUUCUCAACUUAAUCUUUAUUGGGAAAAGUUAAACAAAUACACAUUACAGUUAUUAUUAAAAAAAAAAAAAACAUUUAAAUUCCACCUCGUCUAAAACCUAAACAUGUUCGAAUUAUGGCGUCCAGUCUUUAGCCCCCACUACAGAACGGGCGCGGGAAUCGCUGCCCGCCCGCUGCACUGUGCGGUUUAACAGGCAAACGUGCACAACGCACGCUGCACGGAGCGGGAAACGGCCCCCGCUGACAUCCCCUGUGGGAGGAGAAACCUCAAAGCAAAACCCUCACCAGCAGCCAGAGAUUGAAGGAGGACGGAGUAAAGUGGAGGAGGGAAGGAUGGGGAUAAGUGUGGAUAAGUGAUAUGUAAGGAGAGACUCUCAGUGGCUCUCUGUCUUUUUCCAGCUUGUGUUACUGUGAGCCAGCAACAUCGGACGAGCUCAGUGUGGGUUUUCUAGGGUUGUUUUGAUUGUUUUGCAGCAUUCGUUUUUGUUUUAUAUUUGUUUUGAAGAGCACUGAAGCCUUCUUUCACUCUGUGCAGAAAUCCUUUUUCCAUUAAAAAUGUCACCCUCAGACGUGAUGAUAAAAAAAUGAAAAUGUUAUGUAUAAACAUAAAAACGGGUGCAAAACGCUGUUCCAUUUAUUGUCUUUUUUUCUACACAGAUGAAUAAAGACUUCUAAAAGGAAAA